This is a messenger RNA of Acanthopagrus latus (yellowfin seabream), 1465 nucleotides long. Its product is annotated as ovarian cancer G-protein coupled receptor 1-like. The coding region runs from base 122 to 964 and encodes 280 amino acids. Gene Ontology annotation, molecular function: G protein-coupled receptor activity. Gene Ontology annotation, biological process: G protein-coupled receptor signaling pathway. Gene Ontology annotation, cellular component: membrane. The transcript has 2 exons. Lineage: Eukaryota; Metazoa; Chordata; Actinopteri; Spariformes; Sparidae. The record is from RefSeq and is a predicted model, not a curated record.
GGAUGCUGUAUUUAUUUUUAACCUGACUACCAAACCAUUUGCAUCUCGCCGCUUAUCUCAGGUAGACGCAGCGCCUGUGCUUUACUUAUCACACUCGAGGUUUGGCCAUCGGAGCGUGAGGAUGGCGGCAGCUCUGAACCUGACUUACAACUGCACUGUGGAUUCUUCGGUGGAAAAGCGCAUGUAUCCUGCCGCUUAUUCUCUCUUUUUCAUCGUGGGCUUUCCAGCUAACUGCCUGUCUUUGUAUGUCACCUGGAUGCUGAUGAGGAAUGGAAACAACACGGCAGUCUACCUCAUCAACUUGUCCAUCUCUGACCUGCUCUACACCAUCACCCUGCCUGUGUGGAUCGAGCUGGCCCAGCAGACACAUGUGGGCGGCAGUCUCUGCAGUUUAGUGGCUGUGAUCAUGUACAACAGCUUUUACGUCGGCUCGGGCCUCCUUUGCUGCAUCUCCGUUGAUCGCUACCUGGCUGUGGUCUAUCCUCUCCACUUUCACUGGGUCAGAGAGGUGCAGACUGCAGCAGUUGUAAGUAUUGCCGUUUGGACCCUGGAGAUUGCCAUCCACGUUAUCUUGCUUAGCCACACGGGGGCACUGCAAGCUUUCUCCUCGAGAAACUUGUGCGAGGAGGGCAUACCCAUGACACAUGAAAAUGCCAAUCUCACCCUUACACGGGUCACCCUGGGUUUCUUGGUCCCUACCUUCAUCAUGACCUUUUGUUUUCAGCAGAUCAUGCAGUCGCUCCGACAGAGCCGCUCCAUCCUGCAGGCGGAGCGCAGGAAAGUGGGACUGCUGUUGUUUUUCCUUCUUCUCACCUACAUCGUCGCCUUUGUGCCCUACCAGUUAGUGCAGCUUCUCAGGGCCAUACUGGAGCCCGGGGCCUGCGACUGGGCCGCGAGGCUCAGAGAUCCAUACCUGCUCGGGGAGGAGUGUCAGCUCACUUGUCAGACUUUUGUUUUUGGAUAAAAUCAUCGGGAUGCACUUUGAAACCUUUUUUUUUUCACCCCUCACUGCUACAUACAGACUGCACAAACUAAUUUAUGAAGGUUGUUUGGGAAACUUGCAGCCUUAAAAAAAGAAUACCAAUGAAAUGUUUUCUUGUAAAAAUUACGAAGAAAAACAUGAAAAAAAAUUGUAUCCUGACUGUUUAUUGGAAAAAUCAUCUGUUUUAUUACUGUAAGGGGCAGUGGUUGACCGCGGUGUGUAAACAAGAUCCCAAUUACAUUUGUUUCCUCAUACGACUGUUUCUUUAAGAUGAACAGAAGGUUGGUUUCAAGUUUAUCUGCAGCACUGAAAAUAUCAUUAUGUGAGAAAAAAUAACGAUAUUAUGUUGAAAUAUUACUUUGGUAAAAGUGAAAGUUGCCCACAUUUUAUUAUCAGUUAUGGAGUGUAACUAUCACAUGUACCUAAGCAAUUCAUACUUGUACUUGAGAAUUUGCAUUUUCUCUUACUUCCACUCUAUUAAAA